Messenger RNA from Archocentrus centrarchus (flier cichlid), 4779 nucleotides. Its product is annotated as NLR family CARD domain-containing protein 3-like. The coding region runs from base 1 to 2931 and encodes 976 amino acids. The transcript is spliced from 10 exons. Gene Ontology annotation, molecular function: protein binding. The record is from RefSeq and is a predicted model, not a curated record. Lineage: Eukaryota; Metazoa; Chordata; Actinopteri; Cichliformes; Cichlidae.
AUGGAUCAGUGUGAGGACAGAGAGGAGGGAGUCCCUCCCUCUAAAACCACUCUGUGUGGGGAACAUGAGAGCCAGACCAAAGCUCAGAGGAACCAACGAGGAACUAAACGUAAACCUGAACCUGAACCUGAACCCAGCUGUGUGUCCUUACAGAGCGAACAGUCUUUAAAUGGCCUCAUUAAUUUUGAAGGACAACAACCUUCUACUGCAGAGAGAGAGGAUCGGGAGAGCUCAGAGGUUCCCAGUGGUCAGUCUGCCCAGGAGCAUCAAACACAGCUGGACUCCAUUAUUAUGCUGCUGGAGGAAAAUAUCAUAACUUUUGUGAAGAAUGAGCUGAAGAAAAUCCAGAAGGUUCUAAAUCCAGAAUUUCAGUAUCAGAAAGAGGAUGAGGAGUUGGUGCCAGUUGAGGAAGAAGCAAACAGAAAGGAAAACAGAGAAGCAUUUGUGAAGAUCACACUGCACUUUCUGAGGACAAUGAAGCAGGAGGAGCUGGCUGACCGUCUGCACAGCAAAUUUCCCAUCACCUGCCAGCAUAAACUUAAAUCUAAUCAGAAGAAGAAGUUCCAGUGUGUGUUUGAGGGGAUCGCUAAAGCAGGAAACCCAACCCUUCUGAAUCAGCUCUACACAGAGCUCUACAUCACAGAGGGAGGGACUGCAGAGGUCAAUGAUGAACAUGAGGUCAGACAGAUUGAAACAGCAUCCAGGAAACCAGACAAACCAGAAACAACAAUCAGACAAGAAGACAUCUUCAAAGGCUCACCUGGAAGAGAUGAACCAAUCAGAACAGUGCUGACAAAGGGAGUGGCUGGCAUUGGGAAAACAGUCUUAACACAGAAGUUCACUCUGGACUGGGCUGAAGACAAAGCCAACCAGGACAUCCAGUUCAUGUUUCCAUUCACUUUCAGAGAGCUGAAUGUGCUGAAAGAGAAAAAGUUCAGCUUGGUGGAACUUGUUCAUCACUUCUUUACUGAAACCAAAGAAGCAGGAAUCUGCAGCUUUGAAGACUUCCAGGUUGUGUUCAUCUUUGAUGGUCUGGAUGAGUGUCGACUUCCUCUGGACUUCCACAACACUGAGAUCCUGGCUGAUGUUACAGAGUCCACCUCAGUGGAUGUGCUGCUGACAAACCUCAUCAGCGGGAACCUGCUUCCCUCUGCUCGCCUCUGGAUAACCACACGACCUGCAGCAGCCAAUCAGAUCCCUUCUGACUGUGUUGACAUGGUGACAGAGGUCAGAGGGUUCACUGACCCACAGAAGGAGGAGUACUUCAGGAAGAGAUUUAGAGAUAAGGAGCUGGUUUCCAAAAUCAUCUCCCACAUCAACACAUCACGAAGCCUCCACAUCAUGUGCCACAUCCCAGUCUUCUGCUGGAUCACUGCUACAGUUCUGGAGGAUAUGCUGAAAACCAGAGAGAGAGGAGAGCUGCCCAAAACCCUGACUGAGAUGUACAUCCACUUCCUGGUGGUUCAGGCCAAAGUGAAGACGGUUAAGUAUGAUGGAGGAACUGAGACAGAUUCACACUGGAGUCCAGAGAGCAGGAAGAUGAUUGAGUCUCUGGGAAAACUGGCUUUUGAUCAGCUGCAGAAAGGAAACCUGAUCUUCUAUGAAUCAGACCUGACAGAGUGUGGCAUCGAUAUCAGAGCAGCCUCAGUGUACUCAGGAGUGUUUACACAGAUCUUUAUAGAGGAGAGAGGGCUGUACCAGGACAAGGUGUUCUGCUUCAUCCAUCUGAGUGUUCAGGAGUUUCUGGCUGCUCUUCAUGUCCAUCUGACCUUCAUCAACUCUGGAGUCAAUCUGCUGGAAGAACAACAAACAGCCUCCCAGACAGAGCAACACCUCUACCAGAGUGCUGUGAACAAGGCCUUACAGAGUCCAAAUGGACACCUGGACUUGUUCCUUCGCUUCCUCCUGGGUCUUUCACUGCGGACCAAUCAGAGUCUCCUACGAGGUCUUCUGACACAAACAGGAAGUGGCUCACAGACCAACCAGGAAACAGUCCAGUACAUCAAGGUGAAGCUCAGUGAGAAUCUGUCUGCAGAGAAAAGCAUCAACCUGUUCCACUGUCUGAAUGAACUGAAUGAUCGUUCUCUAGUGGAGGAGAUCCAACAGUCUCUGAGUUCAGGAAGUCUCUCCACAGAUAAACUGUCUCCUGCUCAGUGGUCAGCUCUGGUCUUCAUUUUACUGUCAUCAGAAGAAGAUCUGCAUGUGUUUGACCUGAAGAAAUACUCUGGUUCAGAGCAGGCUCUGCUGAAGAUGCUGCCAGUGGUUAAAGCCUCUAAAAAAGCUCUGUUGAAUAGCUGCAACCUCUCAGAGAGAAGUUGUCAAGCUCUGUCCUCACUUCUCAGCUCUGAGUCCUCUAGUCUCAGACAGUUGGACCUGAGUAACAAUGAGCUGAAGGAUUCAGGAGUGAAAGUGUUGUGUUGUGCCCUGAGAAGUCCACACUGUAAAUUGGACACACUGAGGCUUUCAGGCUGUCUGAUCACAAAUGAAGGUUGUACUUCUCUGGCUUCAGCUCUGAGUGUUGACCCCUCAAGUCUGAGAGAGCUGGACCUGAGCUACAAUCAUCCAGGAGAGGCAGGAGUGAAGCUUCUGAAGGAGCUGAGAUUGGAAACUGUCAGGGUGGAGCCUGCUGGAGUCCAAUGGCUGAUCCCAGGUCUGAGGAAGUAUUCCUGUCAACUCACAAUCGACACAAACACAGUGAACACAAAACUACAACUGUCUGACAACAACAGAAAGGUGACACGUGUGGAGGAGGUUCAGUCAUAUCCUGAUCAUCCAGACAGAUUUGAUCGCUGGCCUCAGCUGCUGUGUAGAGAUGGUCUGACUGGUUGCUGUUACUGGGAGGUCGAGUGCAAAGGAGAUGUUUAUAUAUCAACUAGCAGUGUAUGUGGACUGUCCUGCUGGCACUCUGUCCUUCUACAGAGUCUCGUCUGACACUCUGAUCCACCUCCACACCUUCAACACCACAUUCACUGAACCUCUUUACCCUGGAUUUACAGUCUGGCAUCCUGGUUCCUCAGUGAGUCUGUGCUGAGUUUAGUGUAAAGAGUGUCUGACUGUUGAACAGAUAGUUCAGUCAGACAGUGUGGUUUUGUUGGUCUCAGAAAAGCCUUUAUGGCAUUGGCAGGGAAGUUUUUCAUGUUCAAAAACUCACAUACUCAACUCUGAUGUUCAACCCACAAAUGCAUUUUCAUUACAAACGUGUCUCCAUUUUAGGAGAAAUAAACAGGCUUUCCAACAGUAUAGCAUCGUUACAACAAAGAAAUAAUUAAUCAAACACAAACCUCCAAACUUUUUGUGUUAACAAACUUGGUAAAACGCCUUUUUAGUGUUGCAGAAAUCAGCUAAAAUAAUUGUCAAGGGAAUCAGUGUGUGUCAGUGAAUGCAUCAUGUGUGCUGGGCUGCAGCUUCGUGGAUCCAUCUCGUGGCCUGAUAGCAGAAGUAGCAGCUGAUGGCAGCUUCCUCUGCCUCACUCUGCUGUCUGACUGCAUUCAGCUGCACACAUGAUUGAAAGGAGGAUUUUAGUUGAUGUGCACACGAAUGAUGUGUGUUUCCUCUGCAGGUGAAGGUAGAAAGUGUGUGUGAGCUGAUGUGAAUUCAGCAGCAUGGAUCAGAUUAAACCAUUUAGUUUGAUAGUUUCAAACACUGGGUCUGUCAUGCGACACUGUGGCAGUGAGGCAGAGGACCCCAGAGCAGGGCUCACUGGGCAAGAAUUAAACUCAAAAUGCUGGUUUAAUAAAUUGAACAGGCAGCAGCUCAAGAAACUAACUCACCUGAAAAACUUGACCUGGACAUGAGCAAAAGCAUGAGGGCACACAGCAGGAGGAACAAACAACGACAACACAACAAAGAAGAAGGAGUAAACACUCACAGGUGACAAGACACGGGAAGCAAAACCAGUCACACAAGGACCAAAGACACACCAAAAUUAAUAAAUAUCAAAGAACAAAACACACACACACACAAAGCAUUGGGAAGAGAGCCCAGGAAGGGGACAUGUGUUCAGCUUUUCCUAGCAACACUCAAAUAAAUUGUCCAUGCUUUUAUUGCUUCAUGUGUUUAAACUCUUUUACUUGUUCCUCAAGUUUGCAUUCCCCCAAACACACAUGGUUAAAAUGUCAUAGUCAGACUCUUGAUAUGCAAGACACUGGGAUCGCAUAUUACCCCAUUCUGCACAAUCUGCACUUUCUAAAGAGCUAUUUCUGUUUCUUUUUGAAUAUUUUUUUCUUUUUUAAUAUGUUUAUAUUUUUUCUCAAUAUUUGUGCAUUUUACAUAAUAAACUUGUGUUUUAGUAUUUUAUCCAUCCUGGAAAAGACGUCUGGAUGGGAGCACAUGUUGCUUGAAGACCUGAAUAUACCUUUCAGCUUUUUUCUGAUGUGCAACCUGUUAGUUCCACAGGCGCUAAUGCACCCCCACCCCCCAAACAAUCAGUGAGUUUUUUCCUUGUUGUUUGAAUGUUGCAUCAUCUGUAGUACAUAAAAUCAUCAAAAGAUUAAAACAAUCUGUGGAAAUCUCUCUACUAUCUUCACAGUUUUACACUGAAGAACAUUAUAACCAAAUCCACAAGUUCAAGACAGUUUUUUCUUCUCUUAGAUUUUUAAAUCUGCUUAUAUUUACUUCUUCAAACCUCCUGAAUUAAAGUAAACACGAUGUUAGUCUAAUAGUGCUAAACUGUGACAGUCCAACCAGUUUGACCUGUAACACACCUGGAUUCAUUUUGACCAGAUUUUAACUCAACAAGCUUAAAAAUUUUUUCUUUCUCAUUCUUUUUCAUGUUCAACA